Molecule: messenger RNA, 507 nt
Organism: Peronospora farinosa
Lineage: Eukaryota; Oomycota; Peronosporomycetes; Peronosporales; Peronosporaceae
Source: the annotation of a GenBank genome assembly
AUGGGUGACAUCCCCUCGCUCACUUCAAGUCAGCGGUAUGUGAUGACACCAAUGACAGGACAAAUGCCGACAAGACGAGCCACAGAGACUGCAAUGGAAGAAACAGAUGACGUGUUGUUGAUGGAUAUGGUAAAAUUGCAAUCUGAUGGUGGGAUUUGUUUGGGUGCAUUUGGUGACGUUGGGAAGAUGACGGCAAAGACAGUCGACUUUUUGAUUCACGUGCUGGAAGAUAGAAAGCAAGAACUGGUGAUGAAUGGUGAGGACAAGAACGGUAGUGAAAGGACAAGUGAUGCUGGCAAGGACGACACGUCAAAAGAGGGAAAAGACUCGUCCGUCUCUCGAAUAUUUUCAUUUGGCACAACCACUAAUGACGGUGCCGACGUGACGGAGUUGGUUCGAUCUCACUCUUAUGAAGCGUUGGUGCAGUUGGAAGAAAUUUUAGAAGCACGACACAACAGACUCAUGAACGAUGGAAUGCUAGAGUCUACUGAUGAUAGAGUCGACUGA